This is a messenger RNA of Saccostrea cuccullata (small rock oyster), 790 nucleotides long. Its product is annotated as achaete-scute complex protein T8-like. Bases 48 to 668 code for a protein of 206 amino acids. Gene Ontology annotation, molecular function: DNA-binding transcription factor activity, RNA polymerase II-specific; protein dimerization activity; RNA polymerase II transcription regulatory region sequence-specific DNA binding. Gene Ontology annotation, biological process: developmental process; regulation of transcription by RNA polymerase II. Lineage: Eukaryota; Metazoa; Mollusca; Bivalvia; Ostreida; Ostreidae. The transcript is spliced from 2 exons. The record is from RefSeq and is a predicted model, not a curated record.
CAGCUACCUUGGUUUCUUUUAGACAUGCAAAGACAGACCAAGCAACCAUGGACGUGUUUUCUGAGAGAAAAGUUUCGUCCUGUCUGUUUUCACCUGCUUCAGAAGUGGUACAAGCAGGUGGUCACAACCAUGCUGCUCUCCACAGCAUCCCAAACUCAGUGUGCAAAGGGAUGACUGUGAAGUACAGAAACCGCGGGAAAAAAUCUGGCGGGAAAACGACGUAUCGGCACGUGCCGCAUAGAGAGAAACCGCCACAUCUUGUGGCGCGACGUAAUGCCAGAGAACGCAGACGUGUAGAAGCCGUCAAUGAAGCAUUUCAGAGAUUACGGAAAAGGGUGACAGGAGAAGUCAAACAAAAACGUUUGUCCAAAGUCCGAACCCUUCGAGUAGCCAUUGAUUAUAUCAACAAAUUACAGAGGAUGAUAAUGGAACAUGACCAGGAAGUAUGUGACAGACACUGUCGAGGUACUCCUCGGCGGGAAAGAAGAAGACAAAGUGAGGAAGCCGAUUCUGUGUCCUUCUCCGCUGGAGCAGUUUUGUUUGACAUCUGUAACACGGAGGAUAACAACUUAGGAUAUCAGACCACUAAUGCACGUGAAGAUGAUCCAUAUUUUCCAGAGUAUGGAUCUCUGGGAAUGAAAGAAAUCAGCGUUCUACCCGACUUAUAAAUGAACAGUGGCACGUCAGCGAGUUAUCUCCCGUUCCCUACAAUUGGUUCGCCAAGUUCAUCUGGAGUAUCAACAAUUUAAUUUUCCCCCUCAAAAACAUCAUGUGUUCAUAGUGGCGAAGA